Microsporum canis CBS 113480 is the source of this 1503-nucleotide messenger RNA. RefSeq names its product methyltransferase. The record is from RefSeq and is a predicted model, not a curated record. Lineage: Eukaryota; Fungi; Ascomycota; Eurotiomycetes; Onygenales; Arthrodermataceae. The coding region runs from base 1 to 1503 and encodes 500 amino acids. The transcript has 2 exons. Gene Ontology annotation, molecular function: S-adenosylmethionine-dependent methyltransferase activity.
AUGACCGUUAUCACGAACCCCCCCAUCACUGCGGAGGUGCUGUUUGACCAAAUAUCCGAAUCAUACGAAGAUGCGUAUGGCGACAACGUUGGACUGAACACGGCCUUUGCCAGGCUAAAUGAAUACCACGAGCCUGGCUCAUCAGUCCUCGAUGUCGGUUGCGGCCCUGGAGGGCCUGCAUCCCGUCUGGCCAAAGCGGGCUUCAAUGUUACUGGCAUCGACGUCUCGCAAAAGAUGAUCGACUUUUGCCAGAAGAAUUUCCCAGGAACCUUUCACAAGGCUGACAUGACAACAUAUGAUCCAUCUCAGCAGUUUGACGCUGUUGUUUCACUCUUCAACCUGUUUCAGGCAUCAUAUACCACGACAUACUCAAUGGUGUUCAAAAUGGCAUCCUGGCUCCGUCCCGGCGGCACUUUCAUUCUGGGAACGAUCGCUGCGGAGGACUACACCCAAGAUAAAGCUGCUCUGAGAACCGCCCGGCAAAAUCAGUAUAUUGAGAACUUCGACGCCGAGUUCAUGGGGCGAGUCAUCCCCGUCACGUUCCUCACUAUGAGCGGGUGGUUGAGCAUUGUGCAGCAGGCAGGCCUCUUCAUCCAGAUUGUCGACCACUGUGGGUUCGAAAUCAAGGGCUGUGGGCGCAGAGAGAAACAUUUGUUCAUCACCGCCAGGAAGCUAAACUUGGAACCGCUCUUCGGGCCGUACCCUCUGCCUACCUUCCGAAGGCGUCCACACCUCCUGAGCGAGGGAGCAUGGAAGCCCUUUGCGGAGCGACUUACACGCCAUGAAUUUGAUGCCGUGCUUAAGGCUGUUGAGUCGAAUAAAGAGGUCCUUGAUAUUGGCAGUGGCCAUGGUGUAGCAAUCGCUAAGCAGCUAGGCAAAGCAUACGCCAUUGAGCCAAACGGCGAUAGAAACGAGCUUCUUGUCAGCAACAGCGCACAAUCGAGCGUUGAAAUCCGCCAGGGAACGGCUGAGAAACUGCCUUUCGAAGACAACAAAUUCGACGCCGCCGUAGCUCUCUGGAUCCUGCACUACGUCGACGACCUGGAGCAGUCGCUCGCCGAAAUGGCCCGCGUGGUAGAUCCCACCGCUCCCAACGCUCGCAUCGUCAUCGUCCAGGGAGCGCCAGACAACGAGGUCGUCAACCUCAUCAACAAGGCUUGCGCCUCCAUCGCGCAGGAGGGAAUGCUGCCCGGGGAGUCUGCCAUCGACCACCAGGGCUUCCUGCUCGCCACAGCAGCCAGAGUCUUCACCCGGCAUGGCUUUGGUGACGUCUCCGUCGCCCGGGUCGAUGCACACUGCAAUUUCCCGGAAGACGACCUUUCUGUCCGCUGCAGCAAAGCGACGGACGUCCUGACGGAUUUCUGGUACAAGGACCAUCCGAGGAACGGCGACAUGAAGGAGGCCUUCCCGCCCAUCUUGCGGGAGCAUUUUGCAAGUAGGCCACUAGAGGUUGGCGACCAGGCUGUUAUCUUAAUCGCGAAGCCAACUUCUCACAGUAGAUAG